Messenger RNA from Myxocyprinus asiaticus (Chinese sucker), 1749 nucleotides. RefSeq names its product actin-like 6B (gene actl6b). Bases 193 to 1485 code for a protein of 430 amino acids. Gene Ontology annotation, biological process: regulation of transcription by RNA polymerase II; nervous system development. Lineage: Eukaryota; Metazoa; Chordata; Actinopteri; Cypriniformes; Catostomidae. The record is from RefSeq and is a predicted model, not a curated record. The transcript has 14 exons. Gene Ontology annotation, molecular function: chromatin binding. Gene Ontology annotation, cellular component: NuA4 histone acetyltransferase complex; SWI/SNF complex.
CGUUAUUCUCAUCACUGUGCGCGAACCGAACACACGAUCACGCGAACACACACCCGGUAACGGCGGCGGAGUCGUGAUUAAUCAGCGCGAUGAGUGGCGGAGUGUACGGCGGAGGUGAGACGAGCGAUCACACAUCACCAUGACAACCGCAUCCAGCAUCCCGCCCUCACGAGAAAAUACUGUGCGGGUACCAUGUUCAUACAGAGCAUGCUAUUAUUCAUGUACGAUGAAGUAGGUGCUUUAGUGUUUGAUAUCGGUUCUUUCUCCACCAGAGCAGGAUAUGCUGGAGAGGACUGCCCGAAGGCAGAUUUCCCCACCUCUAUUGGAGUGCACACCGAGGAGGAGGAGGGGCAAGUAGACAUGGGGGCGGAGCAAGAGCACAGCAGUGGGCGGAGCUACUACAUAGACACCACAGCGCUGCAUGUGCCACGAGCGGGUGUAGAGCUCAUCUCUCCACUCAAGAACGGCAUGAUUGAAGACUGGAAUGCUUUUCAAGCCAUAAUCGACCACAUCUACAGCAAACACAUCAAAUCUGAACCUAGUUUACACCCGGUGCUCAUGUCUGAAGCUCCAUGGAACUCACGGGCGAAGAGGGAGAAGUUAACUGAACUGAUUUUUGAGCAUUACAACAUUCCUGCAUUCUUCCUGUGCAAGACUGCGGUGCUCACCGCCUUUGCUAAUGGGCGUGCCACUGGACUCGUCCUGGACAGUGGAGCGACACACACGACUGCCAUCCCAGUGCAUGAUGGGUACGUCCUGCAGCAAGGGAUUGUGAAGUCUCCUCUGGCAGGUGAUUUCAUUACCAUGCAGUGCCGCGAGUUAUUUCAGGAGAUAAACAUCGAAACUGUUCCUCCGUACAUGAUCGCCUCAAAGGAGCCUGUGCGGGAGGGCGCUCCUCCAGUCUGGACCAAGAAAGACAAACUCCCUCCUGUCACAAAGUCCUGGCACACCUACAUGUGCAAUGAGGUUGUUCAGGAUUUUCAGGCGUCUGUGCUGCAGGUGUCUGACUCUCCGUACGAUGAACAAGUGGCAGCGCAGAUGCCGACGCUUCAUUACGAGAUGCCGAACGGCUACAGCACAGAUUAUGGAGCAGAGAGACUGCGGAUUCCAGAGGGCCUGUUCGAUCCCUCCAAUGUGAAGGGUCUGUCUGGUAACACCAUGCUGGGGGUCGGACACGUAGUCACUACCAGCAUCGGCAUGUGUGACAUCGACAUCAGACCGGGUCUGUAUGGUAGUGUGAUUGUGACGGGGGGAAACACACUCCUGCAGGGGUUCACAGAGAGACUGAACAGAGAACUGUCUCAGAAAGCACCACCGAGUAUGCGACUGAAGCUCAUCGCCUGUAACAGCUCUAUAGAGAGGAGAUUCAGUUCCUGGAUUGGAGGAUCAAUUCUAGCAUCACUGGGCACCUUCCAACAGAUGUGGAUCUCAAAGCAGGAGUAUGACGAGGGAGGAAAACAGAGUGUGGAGAGAAAAUGUCCCUGAUACACAAACACACACAUGCAUGUGAAUAUUACUGCUGUACAGUUUACAGUACUGUUUCAGACACAUGAUUAUCUGAUAGACGUCCUCAUAAACACAAUAAACUGCAGCUCAUGUCACUGUCGUUGUCUUGAUUUCUCAGCGAGUUCACACCUCACCCUCUGGUGCAAGAACUGAACUUCAAAUCUUCUCUAACUUCUGCUUUAACAGAAACUUUUCCUCUCAAAUGAUUUUUCACAUUUGAUAUUUGUUAAAAUGAUACAGUGC